GUUGCACUAUGCCUCUCGUAGCGGGUGUUGCGAGCUUGGCCUCUAUUCUUUGGUAGGGCUCAUCUACGCCUGAUAUUCGCGUCUUCUUCUCUUUUCGGACGCAAGAUUACUCCGACAUGCUCCCCGUUGCACGUUCCUACUCGCUUGUGUUCGUUCAUUCCAUGAUGUGAGACAAGAAUAGAUGGUAGGGGCAGCGCCAUGAACAGUCGACUACCACAUAGAGUACGUAGCUGAUUGUGGGGCUUAUGUCUUUCAAGUCUACUCAUCCUUUGAUAGUUUGAAGAUAUAAGGCUCCCAGGUGUCCCCUAUAAGUCAUUUUGCAUCUCAUCAAGCCUCAAGCAUUCUACAGAAGAUUCUCUACCCUUCUCCUCUUUCCUUGUUUCAUUCUCUAUAAAGCCCCGGAUUUCCUCGAUACCCCAAUCGGCUUCGGACCACGUCCUCAUAUAAUCUCAACCUAAAUCCAACGUCAAUACUCCACAAUGACUGUCGCACCUCCCGCUCCCGACUUUUGCACUGAGGUCACUCCCGAGUGCCCAGUCGAGGGUACUCUUUACGGAUAUGCCCCCAACAUCGGUGCCAAUGCCUUCUUCGCCGCCUUCUUCGGUAUCUGCCUCGUUAUCCAGCUCGUUCUCGGUGUCCGCUCUAAGACAUGGACUUACAUGAUCGCCAUGGGAUUCUGCUGCCUCGGUGAGCUAAUCGGUUACAUUGGUCGGAUCAUGCUCUGGAAGAACCCCUUCGACGACAUAGGCUUUCAGAUCCAGAUCUGCUGUCUCAUCAUCGCACCCGCCUUCGUUUCCGGCGCCAUCUACCUCACCCUCAAGCACAUCGUUCUCUCCUUUGGCGCGGAAUGGUCUCGCCUCCGACCUGCCUGGUACACCUACAUCUUCAUCGCCGGUGAUCUCCUUUCCCUCAUUCUCCAAGGUGCUGGUGGAGGUCUCGCUGCCACUGCCGACCCCGGAUCCAGCCUCCAGGAUGUCGGUACCAACCUCAUGAUUGCCGGUGUCAUCUGGCAAGUCGUCUGCCUCGCCAUCUUCGGAUACUUCCUCGCCGAGUACGGCAUCCGCACCAACCGUCGUCGCUCCCAGCUUGAUCCUGAGGCCUGGGCCCUCUUCAAGGACACCAAGUUCCGUGCCUUCAUGAUCGCUCUUGUCACCGCCUACGUCGCUGUCUUCGUCCGAUGCGUCUACCGUAUUCCCGAACUCACUGGUGGCUGGCGAUCGGAGCUCAUGCGCAAUGAGCCCGAGUUCAUCGUCCUCGAGGGUGUCAUGAUCGUCAUUGCUGUCGGGGCUCUCACAAUCUUUCACCCUGGCUUCUGCUUCCCAGUUCUCGGAAACACCUUCGCAAAGAGCAAUAAUGCUAAGAGCGCAUCGGCUUCAAAGUACUUGGAGGACACAUCCAGCGGCGACGUUGAGCUCGCCAACCGCCGUUAAGGAUUUAUACUUAAAACACAUACAGUCUCGCUCCUCUCAUUACUCGAGGGUCGAGCAGAACGACCGAUCAUCUCCUUGUCUAUAUUGUCUUUUUAGCGGUGGUGCUAUUGGAAUCUAGCACCGCAUGGUUAGCAUCCUGGUUGGAUUUGGUAUUUUGGGAAUUUUAGAAUCAUACUUUGAAGUAGAAUGGAUGGGUUAUUCCCCUCGAAGUCGUGUCGACAUAUGCAAAUAGCAAU
Messenger RNA from Aaosphaeria arxii CBS 175.79, 1666 nucleotides. Its product is annotated as sphingoid long-chain base transporter RSB1. The record is from RefSeq and is a predicted model, not a curated record. NCBI's taxonomy places the organism in Eukaryota, Fungi, Ascomycota, Dothideomycetes, Pleosporales. The transcript has a single exon. Gene Ontology annotation, cellular component: fungal-type vacuole; plasma membrane. The coding region runs from base 480 to 1430 and encodes 316 amino acids.